GGCUCUGUUCAGUCAGGACACCCGUUAUACGGACUGACGGCCGCCCGCUCUGCCUGCCCCUCGCUGUCAGGAUGGAGGGGGCUCGACGGCCUUCCCUUCUCUUCCUCCUGCUGGUUUUACAGCCCGGCGGGUCCGGCAGAGCAGAGGCAGGCGCGAUGGAGCUGAGCCGGAUUCUAGGGGACUCCGUCACUUUCCCUCUGGGGAUCCCAGCAGAGCAAGUUACAGCUGCUACCUGGACAGUAAACACAACGAGGAGUAUAGUAACUGUAGCAGCAGGAAACCCCCCCACAGUCAUUGUGUUAGACCCAUCCUACGAGGGACGCCUGAGAGUCCCCGAGAGCAACUCGCUUCAGAUCACCAGCCUGAGGAUGGAGGACACGGGCACCUACAGCGCUCAAAUCCGCACAGCUACAGGCAUCAUCCACAGACCCUUCCCGCUGCGCGUGUACAAGCCAGUACCGGAGCCAACUGUCCUCUGUGACUCAGUGACCUGUGUGAAUGAAACCUGUAACUACAACCUGAGCUGCAGGGUCAGGGAUGGAGGGGAGCAUGUGACCUACAGCUGGACUCACACAGCAGGGGGCGCUGUUGUACCCAAUGAGUCCAUUCAUCACAUCUCUCAGAGCCCCCGUGAUGCUCACCUGGCCGUCACCUGCACAGCCCAGAACCCCGCCAGUAACAGCUCCACAACGGCCUCUGCAAAGGACCUUUGUGCAGCUCCCACAGCCGCUCCGGCCUCCUCACUGUCCUACUGCCGCGUCAAGGGGAUCGUCCUGCUGCUGGUGCUGGGAGCCCUGAGCGCCGGGAUCAUCGCGGUGCACGUCCUCCCCGGCAGGGAGCGGAGACGGGACUGAGAGCAGAGGAGCUCCCACUGCGGCUGCCAAUCCCGCCUGCGCGUUCCCCAGCCCGCCAGCCCGAGGGUGAUACAGGGGGACGCUCGCUUGCAGCUUCCGAAGGGUGAAUGUCACUGAGUGGGAGGAGGGGAAGUAUUGGGUCCCUCUGUGUGGCGGGAGAUGUGGUGGAGAAUCGGCCCUGCUCAGUGGCGCCCUCUGGCAGCCGCCGGCAGCACAAGUGCGCCUGCCUCGGUUUCCUCCCAUUGACCUUCUGAAAAGACCCCAGUGUCUAAACAUUCCCCUACCUGGGGCUGAUUUAUUAUCCCAGAGUGUAACCAGCCCCCAGGCGCCCAGCCCAGAGCUCACACAAAUCCCCUGACCCAGAGCUCACUGCUCAGUCCCCACGGCUGCUCCAACGCCUGGUUCUUUCCAGGCUUCCCAGACCUUUCCCAGGGAUGCCCUGCCGUGCCCGCUCCCAGCGAGGCUCUCCCCUCCUCCGUGGCAUCCGGCUCUCUGGGGACAGGAGCUCACUUCCAGCUGCACCUGGUUAAUGCCCAAGGCAGGCCGGCCCCGGCCUCUGGCCGUUAAAGGGGCAGAACACCCUGUCACGGAGGCACUUUCCCCCCACUGUGCUCUGCGGCCGAUGACUGUGCGGGGCAGGGCGAUGGAGAGCCAGGACCAAGGAGUUUGGCCCGGGAGAAACUCAGCUGCCUCGUGAACCCAGGACUGGCCCUAAACACAGGGGACUCCGGCCUGGUCUAGACCCAGUUGCUGCCCCAGUGUCACUCUACAGGUCAGUGGGGGAUUUUCUACUGGUACAAUGAAAGCGCUGCCUCCCUUACUGGGGAUGCCCUUGUCUCAGUGGAAAGGGGCUUCUCUGGGUGCAGCCCCUGAACCUCUUUACCCGGUAACUGUCUCAGUUUCUAAACCAAGCCCGUGUGGAGACAAGCCCUUAGGAAUUACCACAUGGGAUCAGAAUCCCGGCCAGUCUAGUCCAGCGUCCCUACUCCAGCCCUGCCCUGCCUCGGAUAAUUCAGAGGAAGGCAAAACGCUCCCCCUAGUGGGCAAUACUGGAAUAACCUGCCCAUAUGAGGAAUUUUCCUCACCCCAUGCACAGAGAGAAGUUGGUUUAUACCCUGGUGCCAAAGAGUUAACGUCCCUUCCACAUUCUCUCUCUCCUCCCCAGCAGAACCGUCAAUGUCCUUGUGAUUCAGACAGGUCGAGGGUGUGUUGGGUUUUAAUCCUGCAAAGGCUUGAUAGAGCGAUAAUAUCCAGUGGCAAUGAGUUCCACAGGAUAACUUUCCAUCAUGUAAAUAAAGUCUCCA
Chrysemys picta bellii (western painted turtle) is the source of this 2158-nucleotide messenger RNA. NCBI's taxonomy places the organism in Eukaryota, Metazoa, Chordata, Testudines, Emydidae. The record is from RefSeq and is a predicted model, not a curated record.